AUGACGGCUAAGGAUAUCUACUAUUCUGAAAAAUAUUACGACGAAGAACAUGAAUACAGACAUGUUGUACUACCCAGAGAAAUGGUGAAGUUGGUGCCUAAAAACCACUUAAUGUCUGAGGAAGAGUGGAGGAGCAUUGGUGUACAACAAAGUCAUGGAUGGGUGCACUAUAUGACACAUCAACCAGAACCUCAUAUUCUACUGUUCCGAAGGAGAAAGCCACAAGAACAUAAAUGA
Messenger RNA from Leptosia nina, 237 nucleotides. NCBI's taxonomy places the organism in Eukaryota, Metazoa, Arthropoda, Insecta, Lepidoptera, Pieridae. The record is from the annotation of a GenBank genome assembly.